GACUUGGCUUUUACUCUGGAAGAAAGGCAGCAACUGAACAUUCAUGGGUUGUUACCACCCAGCUUCAUCAGUCAGGACCUUCAGGUCCUUCGAGUAGUGAAAAAUUUUGAACGCCUCAACUCCGACUUUGACAGGUAUCUUCUGUUAAUGGAUCUUCAAGAUAGAAAUGAAAAGCUCUUUUACAGAGUACUAAUGUCUGAUGUUGAAAAAUUCAUGCCUAUUGUGUACACUCCUACCGUGGGACUUGCUUGCCAACAAUAUAGUUUAGUCUUUCGGAAGCCAAGAGGUCUUUUUAUUAGUAUCCAUGAUCGGGGGCAUAUUGCUUCAGUUCUAAAUGCAUGGCCAGAAAAUGUUGUUAAGGCUAUCGUGGUAACUGACGGAGAGCGUAUUCUUGGCUUGGGAGACCUUGGUUGUAACGGAAUGGGCAUCCCUGUGGGGAAACUGGCGCUGUACACCGCCUGUGGAGGGGUGGAUCCUCAGCAGUGCCUGCCUGUCACUCUGGACGUGGGCACCGAAAAUGAGGAGUUACUCAGCGACCCACUGUACAUUGGACUACGGCAGCGAAGAGUGAGAGGCCCAGCGUACGAUGACUUUUUGGAUGAAUUCAUGGAAGCAGUUUCUUCCAAAUAUGGCAUGAAUUGCCUUAUUCAGUUUGAAGAUUUUGCCAAUGUGAAUGCAUUUCGCCUUCUCAACAAGUAUCGAAACCAGUAUUGCACAUUUAACGAUGAUAUUCAAGGAACAGCAUCUGUUGCAGUGGCAGGUCUUCUUGCAGCUCUUCGAAUAACCAAGAACAAACUAUGUGAUCAAACAGUACUAUUCCAAGGAGCUGGAGAGGCUGCCUUAGGGAUUGCACACCUGAUUGUCAUGGCCAUGGAGAAGGAAGGUCUAGCCAAGGAGAAAGCGGUCAAAAAAAUAUGGCUGGUUGACUCAAAAGGAUUGAUAGUAAAGGGUCGCGCUUCCUUAACACAAGAGAAAGCGAAGUUUGCCCAUGAACAUAAAGAAAUGAAGAACCUAGAAGCCAUUGUUAAAGAAAUAAAACCAACUGUUCUUAUAGGAGUUGCUGCGAUAGGCGGCGCAUUCACAGAGCCGAUUCUCAAAGAUAUGGCUGCCUUCAACCAACGCCCUAUUAUUUUUGCUUUGAGUAAUCCAACCAGCAAAGCAGAAUGUUCUGCAGAGCAGUGCUAUAAAAUAACUCAGGGACGUGCAAUUUUCGCCAGUGGCAGUCCUUUCGAUCCAGUCACUCUUCCAAAUGGACGGACCCUGUAUCCUGGCCAGGGCAACAAUUCCUAUGUGUUCCCCGGAGUUGCUCUUGGGGUUGUCGCAUGUGGACUGAGGACCAUCACAGACGACAUCUUUCUCACUACCGCUGAGGUUAUAUCUCAGCAAGUGUUAGAUAAGCACCUUGAAGAGGGACGGCUCUAUCCUCCUUUGAAUACUAUAAGAGAUGUUUCACUGAAAAUUGCAGUAAAGAUUGUGACUGAUGCAUACCAAGAAAAGACAGCCACAGUUUAUCCUGAACCACAAGACAAAGAAGCGUUUGUCUGCUCGCAGAUGUACAGCACGGAAUAUGACCAGAUUCUCCCUGCCUGUUACCCUUGGCCUGCAGAGGUCCAGAGCGUACAGACCAAAGCUGACAAGUAGUGUGAUAGCUGACAUUCUAAGCUGCACUAAAGAGCUCUUGAUGAGUUUCACAAUUUUCAAAGGUUGGAAUCUUUUAUGGUAAUUCGUCAUAGUAAUUUUAGGCUAAGAUAAUUUUAACAAUCUAAAAAUUUAUGAAUGAAGAUUAAUCUAAACUAUGGCAAAUGUUACACUAAUUUUUCUUCAUUUACCUUUUGGUUAUUUAUGAUUUCUAUCUUCCAUUUUUCCCCUAAAUUCUCCUUAAAUACUGUUGUACCUACUAUUGAGAAGCUAACCUUUUUAUAUAAGAAACUAAUGGGAAGACCAAAACUAGUUAAUAAAUUGAUAUGAUCAACAUUAAAACUCCUAAUUCUUUUACUGGCCAUUUUGUUAAAAUCUACUUUAAAAAAAAAAAAAAUAGAAAUGACUUUAGGUUUGUAUGAACUUUUUCUAAACAGAAUACUGUUUUGCUGCCUAGAAAAAAAAAUAACUUUGGAUAUAUUUUUAUUCCAGUCUUAGAUUAUAUUUAUUCUUUUUGUGCAACUGAAUUCUAACAUUUGUAACAAAGACCCCUGCUGUUUAUGACCUUGAGUCGCCUUAGGUUUUAAAAUCUUUUGUCAUUGUGUCUUACAAAGCUCUUUACACCUCGGUCCUCCGUCACAAGUGCCGAGUGUAAGCGCUGGGUUUCCCCGGCCAAAUGCCCAGGCCCUACGCUAUCACAGAGCUGCUGAUGCCCGCGGGGGCUGCGGCCCAUGCAGAGGGGAGAGGCUUCCUAUCAGCACAGCCAGGCUGUGCGGAAGGCCUUAGUCCAGGCCUCAGAGCAGGGGCUGCCUGCAGAGCCAGCCGCUUAGGACAAAGCGCUCCCAGGACCAGGAGUGAGGCCAUGGUUCCCGACACGCUGGCGGUCUACUGGAGUGACCACUUGUAGUACCCUGGGAUUGACAGUGACACCUGAGAGCUUACUGUGUCACAGUAAGUUCACUCACUUUCCUCUGAGUUUGGAAAAGGUUUUGUAACUGUGUCUCCAGAUUCAGAGAUUACCUUUCUGUCACAUACUAAAAUAUUUUAAUUACCAAGGUUAUUCUAUAAGAAAUUGUACCCCCAUUAUAUACC
Molecule: messenger RNA, 2730 nt
Organism: Octodon degus (degu)
Lineage: Eukaryota; Metazoa; Chordata; Mammalia; Rodentia; Octodontidae
Gene: Me1
Product: malic enzyme 1
Exons: 13
Coding region: 148-1641 (497 amino acids)
Biological process (GO): pyruvate metabolic process; malate metabolic process
Cellular component (GO): mitochondrion
Molecular function (GO): malate dehydrogenase (decarboxylating) (NADP+) activity; malate dehydrogenase (decarboxylating) (NAD+) activity; NAD binding
Source: RefSeq, a predicted model, not a curated record